Messenger RNA from Suillus clintonianus, 747 nucleotides. Its product is annotated as Alpha/Beta hydrolase protein. The transcript is spliced from 8 exons. Gene Ontology annotation, molecular function: hydrolase activity. The record is from RefSeq and is a predicted model, not a curated record. Lineage: Eukaryota; Fungi; Basidiomycota; Agaricomycetes; Boletales; Suillaceae. The coding region runs from base 1 to 747 and encodes 248 amino acids.
AUGUCCCCCACACUCGCCGCCGCCCCCGGUGCCUGCUGCUUCUCUGGUGUAAAACAUACAGGCACACCCGUUGGCCGCAUCGAGGACCUUGGUGGGAUCCAAACAUACAUAUCCGAUCCUCCUGCUUCUGCUACAACACAGAAAGUGAUACUCUUCCUGUCAGACAUUUGGGGAUCGCUUUUCGUGAACAAUCAGUUGCUCCAAGAUUAUUUCGCGUCUUGCGGCUAUCUCGUCCUUGGGCCGGAUUACUUCUUCGGUGACUCCGUGCCAAACCACCCGCCUGACCGCGAUCUCGAUACGUGGCUUGCAAAUGCACUGAAACCUGCUGUCGACGCGUUCCCAGCUUGGCUAGAGGCCGUGAAAGCAAAAUAUGGGAAUGAGGAAACCAAGUACUGCGCUGUCGGGUACUGCUUUGGAGCACCGUUCGUCAUGGACUUGUGUUCUGACGGAUCUGUAGUUGCUGGAGCUCUCGCUCAUCCCACAUUCAUUUAUGAAAGCCACUUUGAGAAACUUGACGGACCUCUCCUUCUCUCAUGUGCAGAGGAGGACCAUUUAUUCCCUCUCGCCUCUCGUAGACGAGCAGAAGAUAUUUUGGUCGCCCGUAAAUGCACGUAUCAUUUCCAGGUGUUUUCAAGUGUCAAGCAUGGGUUUGCUGUACGAGGCGAUCCUGGCGUUGAGACGGAGCGCUGGGCAAAGGAGGAGAGCGCUAGGGGGAUUGUGGGCUGGUUUGAUCGGUUUACGGUCUAG